Rhagoletis zephyria (snowberry fruit fly) is the source of this 894-nucleotide messenger RNA. The record is from RefSeq and is a predicted model, not a curated record. Lineage: Eukaryota; Metazoa; Arthropoda; Insecta; Diptera; Tephritidae.
AUGGGUAAACUAAACAAAAAAAUUACCCGAACGCUAUCGAGCAGGUUUACCGUCAACAAAUUCAAAUGUGUACCCAUUGAGAAGGAGGAAAUUACCACCGUCAAUAAACUAGUACCAAAAGUCACCGACACAAAAGUUGCCAGCAUUGCAGAAAAUCCACCAGUGAUUAACAGCAAACCAGAAAAUGGCGAAAAUAAACUGCAUCAAGCGAAGAAAGACAAAUCUAAGAAGCCCAAAAAGAAAGGCCAAAACAGCAAGUUUUAUAUGAAAUGCGCCAAAGCACGGGAGGAGAAGGGAAUGAUCAUUCUGCCGGCAAAGAUUGAAACAAAAAUUUACAAACUGAAGAAGGCACUUCAAAAGAAGGGGCUUCCAGGUGAGGAGAUCAAAGACAUCAUUCGGAAGAAACGCCGUGAAGAGGAGCUGAAAAUGCGGAAAGACUUAAAGCACCUUUGCUUCAAGUGUCGCCAGCCAGGCCAUGAACUGGCAAACUGUCCUCAGGCUGGAAGCGAGGAUGCCGCAGACAUUUGCUACUUCUGCGGAUCCUCUGAACAUCGUCUUCACGAGUGCGUCAAGUACAAGUCCGCCGGCAAAAAGGACACAAAUCUACCCUAUGCCAAGUGUUUUAUUUGCAAGAAGAAGGGACAUCUGACAAAGUCAUGCUCUCAGAAUGAAAAUGGCGUCUUUCCCAAGGGUGGAAAGUGUAUUUUGUGUGGUGCAGUGGAUCAUAUGGUCAAGGACUGUAGUCAGAAUGAGAAUAAGGAAAAGCCCGAAGAAGAGAUUAUUUUGAAGACAUAUGGCGAUGUUACUCAAAGCAUUGAUGCGGAUGAUUUCACGUUUACCUUGCCAGAAAAGGCCAAGAGUACUAAUAAGAACUUGAAGACCGUCAAAUUCUAA